AAGCAGAGAUAUGAAAGAACAGCAGUGGGUAGUCACAGGCCAGAAACGAACAAAUGAUGAUCUGACAUUUUCUUCAACAGUUUCUCAACUCCGAUUAGUCUCCAAAAUUCGAUAAAAAUGGAUAGGUUCUUAAUCCAACCACUAAUUGCUGUCUUAAUCUCUUCUUUCAUUGCUAUUAGAGCUUACAGGAGAAAAUCUCUCGACUUGUCCGGCGCCCUCGCCGGCUUUCUUGUUAUGACAAUUCACUUCGCAAUCAAUUACAGAUUUGGAGCUAUAUUGCUUGCGUUCUUCCUCUCUUCAUCGAAGCUUACGAAAGUUGGGGAGGAGAAGAAGAGACGUUUUGAUGCUGAUUUCAAGGAGGGCGGACAAAGAAAUUGGAUACAAGUUCUGUUUAAUAGCGGUAUUUCUGCUGUUUUGGCUGUGCUUAUUUGGAAACUGAGUGGAUGGGAGGACAAGUGCUUGGACACAAAAGAAUCAACUGUUAUCACAUCUUUAAUUGGUGGUAUUAUUGGUCAUUAUUCUUGUUGCAAUGGAGACACUUGGUCUUCAGAGCUGGGGGUGCUUAGUGAUGCCCAACCUCGUUUGAUCACAACCUUUAAGCCUGUUCGGAAGGGUACAAAUGGCGGUGUGACAAUGCUAGGACUUGUAGCAGCUGCAGCAGCAGGAAGUGUUAUUGGUCUCACAUUUGUUCUCUUUGGAUUUUUCACAACAAAAUGUGAAUAUGAUGUAGCUUUGAAGCAGCUCUUGGUUGUACCCCUUGCUGCAAUGGCAGGAUUAUGUGGGAGUCUCAUUGAUUCCCUAUUGGGAGCUACACUGCAAUUCAGCGGAUUCUGCACUGUUCGUAAGAAAGUUGUUGGAAAACCAGGACCAACAGUGAAGAAAAUUUCGGGGCUUAACUUUCUCGACAACAAUGCUGUGAAUCUUGUUUCAAUACUGUUGACAUCAUUGCUGACUUCUAUUGCCUGUUUAUACAUUUUCUAAACUGAUAUCUUCAGUCAAGUCUUUUGUUGUGAUCUUGAGAUUGCAGACCCCAAUUAUGCUUUUGCAACUGAAUAAUGUAUCAAUUGUAAGAAGUUUUAAUCUAGCCAUUUUGAAGCUUGUUGAUGCUAA
Messenger RNA from Manihot esculenta (cassava), 1110 nucleotides. RefSeq names its product protein PGR. The transcript is spliced from 5 exons. The record is from RefSeq and is a predicted model, not a curated record. The coding region runs from base 118 to 981 and encodes 287 amino acids. Lineage: Eukaryota; Viridiplantae; Streptophyta; Magnoliopsida; Malpighiales; Euphorbiaceae. Gene Ontology annotation, cellular component: membrane.